AUGUCUCUCCACACCCCCCUCUGCUCCCUACUCAAGAUACAGCACCCUGUUCUCUUAGCCGGCAUGGCCCGCGCCUCAGGUGCUCCACUCGCAGCAGCAGUCUCAAACGCAGGUGGCCUCGGCACAAUAGGCGGACUGGGCUACACUCCAGAGCAACUGUCCGAGAUGUUAACGGAGCUCAAAUCGCUUCUCCGCGACCCAUCGCUACCUUUCGGCGUGGACCUCGCCCUGCCCCAAGUUGGCGGAAGCGCCCGUGCAACAAACCACGACUACACACACGGACAGCUAGAUGAACUCAUCGAGGUUACCAUCUCGCACGGCGCGAAACUCUUCGUCUCGGCUGUGGGCAUCCCACCCGAGAAGACCGUGAAGCGGCUCCACGAGGCUGGGAUUCUCGUCAUGAACAUGGUUGGGGCGCCAAAGCAUGCGGAGAAGGCGUUCCAGCGGGGAGUGGAUAUUGUUUGUGCACAGGGUGGUGAAGGAGGUGGACAUACGGGAGAUAUUCCGUUCUCGGUGCUGAUUCCUGCCAUUGUGGAUGUUGCGAAGAAGUACAAGAGUCCGUUGACGGGGUUGCCGGCACAGGUUGUUGCUGCGGGUGGAAUUAAUGAUGGGCGCAGUCUUGCGGCGUCUCUGAUGCUUGGAGCGUCUGGUGUAUGGGUUGGGACUCGGUUUGUAGCUUCAGAGGAGAGUGGUGCGAGUCGAUUGCAUAAGGAGGCUGUGGUUGGGGCUCAGUAUGGAGAGACGAAACGGACAUUGGUUGUUUCUGGUCGACCGUUGCGCAUGUUGCCUAAUGACUACGUCAAGGAGUGGGAGAGUCGACCUGCCGACAUCGCGGAGUUGACUGCGAAGGGAAUUGUGCCGAUGAUGCAUGAUUUGGAGAACGAGAAGGACAUUGACAUGCCAUUCUUGAUGGGAGAUGUAUCCGCUGGUGUCAAGGAAAUCAAACCAGCUGGUGUUAUUGUGAAAGAGAUGGUUCAACAGGCCGUCGAGGUCCUCAAGACAGGAAACUCGUAUAUCACCAAAGAUGGCCUGUCAAGCAAGCUAUAG
This is a messenger RNA of Penicillium verhagenii, 1047 nucleotides long. RefSeq names its product NAD(P)H-dependent flavin oxidoreductase. Bases 1 to 1047 code for a protein of 348 amino acids. NCBI's taxonomy places the organism in Eukaryota, Fungi, Ascomycota, Eurotiomycetes, Eurotiales, Aspergillaceae. The record is from RefSeq and is a predicted model, not a curated record. The transcript has a single exon. Gene Ontology annotation, molecular function: nitronate monooxygenase activity.